Rotaria sp. Silwood2 is the source of this 993-nucleotide messenger RNA. The record is from the annotation of a GenBank genome assembly. NCBI's taxonomy places the organism in Eukaryota, Metazoa, Rotifera, Eurotatoria, Philodinida, Philodinidae.
AUGACUGAAUAUAAGCUCGUCGUCGUCGGUGCUGGCGGCGUGGGCAAAAGUGCAUUAACAAUUCAACUAAUUCAAAAUCAUUUUAUCGAUGAAUAUGAUCCAACAAUUGAGGAUUCAUAUCGAAAACAAGCUGUUGUUGAUGGUGAAACAUGUCUACUUGAUAUUCUUGAUACUGCUGGUCAAGAAGAAUACAGUGCUAUGCGUGAUCAAUACAUGCGUGGUGGUGAAGGUUUUCUAUGUGUAUUUGCUGUUAAUAGUGCAAAAUCAUUUGAAGAAAUAAAACAAUAUCGUGAACAGAUAAAACGUGUAAAAGAUGCUGAUGAUAUUCCAAUGGUUUUGGUGGGAAAUAAAAUUGAUUUACCAACACGUACAAUUGAUUUAUCCUAUGCAAAAGACUUUGCGGCAUCAUUAUCGAUGCCAUUUGUACAAACAUCAGCUAAAACUCGGCAAGGUGUUGAAGAAGCAUUUUAUACACUUGUUCGAGAAAUAAGAAAAUAUAAGGAACGUACACGUAAAGAUCGCAAAGGACGAAAAAAUAAAAAUGGUGGUAAUGGUACAAGUGGUAGUGGAAAUAAAUUUUCAUUAAAAGAUGGUCGAAGUCAAGGUGCAAAACGUAGUGGAAAACGAAUCUGUGUGCUCAUAAAUAUUUUUAAGCCGAAAAAGGACGAUGAAAAACCAGCACCUUAUUAUCGACUUGAAGAAGAAAAUCAAUAUUCUGACUUACAAUUUCAAGAGCCAGAGGUCAAAGUACCCAUUUACGCCAUUAUUUUAGCUAUUGCACUCUUUCUUAUCGGUUCUGUGAUGAUUAUACUAGGCUCGUUAAUGUUAACUCGUCGCAUAGAAACACAAUAUAGUGAUCGUACAUGGCCAUUAAUACUUGUGGGAACAUUAGUUUUUCUACCUGGUUUUUAUCAUUUACGUAUUGCUUAUUGGGCAUGGAAAGGAGAUCAAAAUUUCUCAUUUGCUGAUAUACCAGACCUUGAUUGGUUUUGA